AUCGCAACAUGUUAUGUGGAGGUACGUUGCCACCUGUCGGAAUUAGAUGUAUUAUUAAAAACUAUGGUUCGUUAAAAGAAUGCUCUAUUACGAUACCUCUGGUUCUGAUCUAUAAUUCAUGAUAGAUUUCUCAACGUUAUUUGCACUUGUGUUGAGCUAGAAUGAGGCAGGAUUAAUUGUACCUUUGUUAAGUUUAGUCAAGAAAGUCCUGUGAAUAGCUAGGAAUCACUCGGUCAUAUGACUAGGAUGACUUCACGUUUCACGCCUGUGCAUAAAGGUAU
Molecule: messenger RNA, 281 nt
Organism: Acanthoscelides obtectus
Lineage: Eukaryota; Metazoa; Arthropoda; Insecta; Coleoptera; Chrysomelidae
Source: the annotation of a GenBank genome assembly